Molecule: messenger RNA, 2977 nt
Organism: Pecten maximus
Lineage: Eukaryota; Metazoa; Mollusca; Bivalvia; Pectinida; Pectinidae
Product: uridine phosphorylase 1-like
Exons: 8
Coding region: 125-1093 (322 amino acids)
Biological process (GO): uridine catabolic process; nucleotide catabolic process
Cellular component (GO): cytosol; cytoplasm
Molecular function (GO): uridine phosphorylase activity
Source: RefSeq, a predicted model, not a curated record
GGCCCCACAAAUCAUAUGGCCAGAAUUGGAGCGAGUGUAAAAUAGCAAGAACCCAGUAAACAUACUACAACUCGAUUAACAGGACGGAUUAGCGGGCGCUGAGUAUUGGCGGUCAGUGAGAGGCAUGGAGACUGUUAUUGGGACUUCGGAAUCUAACGGGCCCGUGAAGGUGCGGAACCCUCACAUCAAAUCCCUCAGUGUCGAUCAUCUAUAUCACAUCGCCCUGGACACCUCCGACAUCGACAAGCUCGAGAGCAUCUUCGGGGAUGUCAAGUUCGUAUGUUUUGGAGGCCAACCUUCCCGGAUGGAGGGAUUUGUGAAGUAUAUUAAUAAGGAACUAGGCCUCGACACACAUGGUCCCUGUCCACAAAACUACGCUGCCGGGACUGACCGCUAUUGUGUGUAUAAGGCUGGGCCUGUCCUGUCUGUAAGCCACGGAAUCGGGAUACCCUCCCUGUCAAUUGUGUUCAAUGAAAUCCUCAAACUCAUGCACUACGCCAAAUGCCGUGACGUCACAUUUUUUAGAAUAGGAACUUGUGGCGGAAUUGGUCUGGAGCCCGGCAGUGUAGUACUUACAGAGAAGGCAGUAGACGGAGAGUUUUCACACUUCUACAAAAUGUUCAUCCUCGGGAAGAGGGUGGAGAGGCCAGCUAUCGUAGAUGAGAGCCUCGUCCAGGAUCUGGAGGCGUGUGCCAGGGAGGACGAUGAAUUCCGAACCGUCAGAGGCAUUACGAUGUGUACUGAAGACUUUUAUGAAUGUCAGGCCAGGUUGGAUGGCGCCUUCUGUGACUUCAAUGAACAGGACAAGAUGGCAUUUAUGCAGACGUUGAAAGAAAAUAAUAUCUGUAACAUCGAAAUGGAAUCUCUGGGGUUCCUGGCGUUAUGUCGACAUGCAGGGAUCAAAGGAGCUGUGGCGUGUGUGACAUUACUUGACCGCCUGGAGCAGGACUACAUCACAGUGGAUAUCCCAAAACUCAAGAAAUGGCAAGUCAGGGCCCAGACGUUAAUCCUUCGCUACAUAAAGAAGAAGUUAGGCAUCGAGUGCGGGCUAAUACCUAGCCUGGUGUACCCACAAACAAUAUGGUGCUAUUAAAUAGACAGUAUUCUGGUGAUGAUUACAUAGUUAUUAUAUUACUCAACGUACCUUUAACAUUACAGGCCAUAACAUUUAAAGUAUAGUAUCAAAUGAUAUUGGUUCUAGUAAGAAAUAGGACAUCAAGGUAAACCAUAUUUUAUCAGAAUAAAUAAUUAUAUUCUACAUAAUGAUAUAGAAAUCAAAUACAGACAAACCUGUCUUUACACUAAAUUUGUAAAGUAUAUGGCUAAUAUGACAGUGUUUGGGUGAAGUCAGUGUUGGCAAUGACAGUGGACCAUGUCGUAGUUCUGUUGGAUAUGGUCGGAUGUUCCAGGAUGUCGUUAAAAUCAGUGGUCGGUAAAGUCGGGUUUCACUGUACUAUGCUUUACAAAAGUAAACAUUUCCAAAAGGUUUUCCUCAUCAACAAAGUUUAUACGGAUGAAUUGUAAACUUACAGCACUGCCGUUUUUCUAGCAGGAAUUUUGUAUCCUCAGGUCUGUAAGAUUGUCUCUGAAUUCCUCAGGUAUAUUUGCACCUUAGCGUCUUUCUGUACGCGUGUUAUGGGGCCAGAUUUAACAAUAUACUAAGGAUUUGCUGAAGAUAUCGUCUAUGUAUUAAUAUAGUAUUGAUCAUGUUAGAAUUGGUUUGGUCAUCCUAAAUAGUGAGCUUGACAGUGAUGUUUAUUAUCAGAUACUGAGAAGUGUGCCGGGCAGCUAGGAGGUUUUUUGGGUACAUAUCUAUGUCGAGUACCUUGUUUAAUAUGUUUCCUGGAUUUAUAUUAUAUUGAACUGGUCAAAUGAUAUGUUGCCUAAAUUAUACUAGACGCACACUUUAUAACCUGGAUUUAUGUUAUAAUUAUGCUAGUCACUAUGUUACCUGGAUUUACCUGUAUGGUUAUUACCUGGUGUUUACAUUAUCUUGUGCUUGAGAGUUACUUUACCACUGUUUUUACAUUUUCCUACUUUAUAACUUAUUUAGUGUUCCAGUAUGAUAAUUAUUUUAACAGCUACCAGAUAUUACGAUAUCAUUGUCCCCGUGGAUUACCUUGUUACACCCAGACAUUUGUAAGAUAAAUUAACAUCUUGUGUCUAGUCAGUUUACCAAACGUUCGUCUCAUUUGCUGAAUUAUUUUUCUAAGGCUGGAGAUCAUCUAUGGAGGGUUUAUAAUCUCACACAUUGUACCAUUUGGUCUGUAGUAUGAACAGGUAAAGUCCGAUCUUCUUGUACAUCAACAUACUUAAAAUGCUACUGGAAUAUUCUAGUCAUAAAUAAAGUGGGUUUUAAAGGGAAAAGUAGGCGGUGAUGUAUGUCGUCGGGAAUACAUGACAAGUAUGACGGAAUUAGGGCCAGCAGAUGUGAUAAGUAGGAACAUGACGUCAGAUUCAAAAAUAGUUGUUUAUAGAACGCUAUUUUCAUGAUAUCUUGGUGUUGACGAGUUGACCUACGUAUACGAGUUCAUAUGCCCACAGUCGUCUCCUUAAAGUAGUAUAUCUAUAGAAAUCUUAUCUUUAUUUUUAUUAUUUUAAAGUUGAGAACGCAAAAUCCUGUCGAUUUCCUCAUCAUAUUGUAUUUGAAACAGAUUAAAACAGACCGACCCGGCUUAUACACAAACGUCUGCUUUUGGUUAGUAUUUAUAGAAAAAAAAGAUUAGCCCCUUUGUGUUCGAUUACCGACGAUAAAAAAAACCCUUAUGGGUGGGUAAUUUUGGUAAACUUAAGUUCCACACUCAUUGGAAUGUGUUUAGAUAUACGUAUUGUUUCGUGCCGACACGGGCAUUAUAUCGUUGUAGAAUGCAUGAACUGAUAAUUUAUAGCCGUACGUGAUUAUUAUUGAUACAUGUGUGUUAUAUGUGAUGUAUAUUUUAUUUCUCAGUGUGGUAAUAAAGCACGUGAUGAACAUGUA